Molecule: messenger RNA, 2584 nt
Organism: Saimiri boliviensis boliviensis (Bolivian squirrel monkey)
Lineage: Eukaryota; Metazoa; Chordata; Mammalia; Primates; Cebidae
Gene: ALDH8A1
Product: aldehyde dehydrogenase 8 family member A1
Biological process (GO): retinoic acid metabolic process
Molecular function (GO): retinal dehydrogenase (NAD+) activity
Source: RefSeq, a predicted model, not a curated record
AGUCCAGACAGCGGCGGGACAACCUGAGUGCUCAGUUGUAAAGAGGAAAGGCAGAAUUUUUCCUUGCUAUGGCUGCAACAAAGGCACUUUUGAUGCUGGAAAACUUCAUAGACGGAAAAUUUUUACCUUGUAGCUCAUAUAUAGAUUCUUACGACCCGUCAACAGGGGAAGUGUAUUGCAGAGUUCCGAAUAGUGGAAGAGAAGAGAUCGAAGCUGCGGUCAAGGCCGCCAGAGAAGCCUUUCCCAGCUGGUCAUCCCGGAGCCCCCAGGAGCGCUCCCGGGUCCUGAACCAGGUGGCGGAUUUGCUGGAGCAGUCCCUGGAGGAGUUUGCUCAGGCCGAAUCUAAAGACCAAGGGAAAACCUUAGCACUGGCAAGAACCAUGGACAUUCCCCGGUCUGUGCAGAACUUCAGGUUCUUCGCUUCCUCCAUCCUGCACCACACGUCAGAGUGCACGCAGAUGGACCACCUGGGCUGCAUGCACUACACAGUGCGGACUCCCGUGGGAGUCGCUGGUCUCAUCAGCCCCUGGAAUUUGCCCCUCUACUUGCUGACCUGGAAGAUAGCUCCAGCGAUGGCUGCAGGGAACACUGUGAUUGCCAAGCCCAGUGAGCUGACGUCAGUGACUGCGUGGAUGUUGUGCAAACUCCUGGAUAAAGCAGGUGUUCCACCGGGUGUUGUCAAUAUUGUGUUUGGAACUGGGCUCAGGGUGGGUGAGGCCCUGGUGUCCCAUCCAGAGGUGCCCUUGAUCUCCUUCACCGGAAGCCAGCCCACUGCCGAGCGGAUCACCCAACUGAGCGCUCCCCACUGCAAGAAGCUCUCGCUGGAGCUGGGGGGCAAGAAUCCUGCCAUCAUCUUUGAGGACGCCAACCUGGAUGAGUGCGUACCAGCAACCGUCAGGUCCAGCUUUGCCAACCAGGGUGAAAUCUGCCUCUGUACCAGCAGGAUCUUUGUCCAGAAGAGCAUCUAUAGUGAAUUUUUAAAGAGAUUUGUGGAAGCUACCAGAGAGUGGAAAGUCGGCAUUCCCUCUGAUCCAUUGGCCAGCAUGGGUGCUCUGAUAAGUAAAGCACAUUUGGAGAAAGUCAGAAGUUAUGUCAGGAAAGCUCUUGCCGAAGGUGCCCAAAUUCGGUGCGGUGAGGGAGUGGAUAAGUUGAGCCUCCCCGCCAGGAACAAGGCAGGCUACUUUAUGCUUCCCACGGUAAUAACAGACAUUAAGGAUGAAUCCUGCUGCAUGACGGAAGAGAUAUUUGGUCCAGUGACAUGUGUCGUCCCCUUUGAUAGUGAAGAGGAGGUGAUUGAAAGAGCCAACAGCGUCAAGUAUGGGCUGGCGGCUACGGUGUGGUCCAGCAAUGUGGGUCGCGUCCACCGGGUGGCUAAGAAGCUGCAAUCCGGCUUGGUUUGGACCAACUGCUGGCUCAUCAGGGAGCUGAACCUUCCUUUCGGGGGGAUGAAGAGUUCUGGAAUAGGUAGAGAGGGAGCCAAGGACUCUUACGACUUCUUCACUGAGAUCAAAACCAUCACCAUUAAGCACUGAUCUUCGCAAUUGGCGGAGCUUCUGUGGCCAAUGCCUGGCUGCAGAGAUCAGUUGCUCAGUGUGGUGAAUGAAAAUCAUGGCAUGAAUUCCAGCUAUGCUUUGACUUGGCAGAAGGUGCUCUCUAGCUUAUCUUCAGUUCUUAGUUGGUAAUUGUACCCCCUAGUGAAGAGAUCUGUCUAUUUUCAAUGUGGACUCGGAAGAAAAGACUUCUGAAUAGGAAGACAGAGCAAAGAUACCAAACAGCUGUCAGGCUCCUCCCAGGUUAUGUUUUCAUAGUGUUUCUUUCAUCAUCUUCAUUGAACUCUUGGGAAUCUCCAGAUAAUCAGAUGAUUUCAUUUGCAAGUAUAUGGUAAAUUAAAAACAAAUCUACAGUCAGGUGCAGUGCCUCAUGCCUAUAAUCCCAGCACUUUGGGAGGCCAAGGCGGGUGGAUCACUUGAGUCCAGGAGUUUGAGACCAGCCUAGGUAACAUGAUGAAAUCCUGUCUUUACCAAAAAUUUAAAAAUUAGCUGGGCAUGGUGCCCUCUGCCUAUAGCCCCAGCUACUUGGGAGGAUGAGGUGGGAGGAUCACUUGAGCCCAGGAGGUUAAGGCUGCAGUGAGCCAUGAUCAUGCCACUGCACUCCAGCCUGGGGGACAGAGUGAGACCUUGUCUUAAAAAAAAAAAAAGAAAAAAGCUACAAAGCCAAAGCGAAAAGAAAGAAAUGGCCAUCAUUAGCCAAUAUCUCUUUGGAGAGAUUAUGGAGAUGUUCUGCUUGUCUAUCAGCCGCUAGCAUGACUAACUGAUCAUUGAUUGUACUUCAUUACGUAAGGGGGCAGUGAAUGUCUGGAGUGUGUUGGGGGAAACCUAUGUGGUAAGCUCUACUAACUGUAUCUGUACAAGAAUGAAGAAAAACAAAAUACCACUUUUGGAGGAAACUUGAAACAAGAAGAGGAUGUAGUUUAAUCUAAUCCUACGGUCGAGUCUAAUCAAUUCCAUUGCUUGGCGUAUGCAUCUAAUGAGGCUUACAACUUACUAACCCCAAAAGAAGCAAUAAAUGUUAGCAAUUUUAGUAA